Molecule: messenger RNA, 243 nt
Organism: Heterostelium album PN500
Lineage: Eukaryota; Evosea; Eumycetozoa; Acytosteliales; Acytosteliaceae
Exons: 2
Coding region: 1-243 (80 amino acids)
Source: RefSeq, a predicted model, not a curated record
AUGGAAUCUUUAAUAGUUUAUAUACUAUUGAAAAUUUUGUUUCAAAAAUAUUUUAAAUUAGGAUCUAGAAAAUUCAAUAAUAAUUGUGUUGAAAGUAUAAUGUGGUACACAUUUUCGAAAAUGUAUAAAAUGAAACGUUUGAUCGAUUUCGAUUUCAUGUUGAGAUCUGAGAUUGAAAAACAUAUUAAAAUCACAACAACUGGUUUGCUAGACAGUAUUAAUAACAACCAAUUGAAAGCUUAA